Molecule: messenger RNA, 516 nt
Organism: Candidozyma haemuli
Lineage: Eukaryota; Fungi; Ascomycota; Pichiomycetes; Serinales; Metschnikowiaceae
Gene: TVP18
Product: Tvp18p
Exons: 1
Coding region: 1-516 (171 amino acids)
Biological process (GO): vesicle-mediated transport
Cellular component (GO): Golgi membrane
Source: RefSeq, a predicted model, not a curated record
AUGGUCAAUAUCAAGAAUAUAUUCUCCAACAUUUUCAGUGGGUUUUCCGCGGACUUCAAGAAGAAGAACUUCUCCCUUUAUGGUCAAUGGCUUGGUAUCCUCAAUAUCUUCUUGUGUCUUGCCUUAGGUAUUGCCAAUAUCUUCCAUUUUAACUUGGUGAUUAUCUUUUCCAUCAUUUGUAUCAUCCAAGGUCUUGUUGUGGUCUUUGUGGAGAUUCCAUUUUUGUUGAAGAUUUGUCCCUUAACCGACACUUUCACCAAUUUUGUUCGUAAUUUCGAUGAAAACUGGCCUCGUUGUGGCUUCUACUUGUUAAUGGCUGCCAUCCAGUAUCUUAGUUUGGUCAUCCAAGCCACUUCCUUGCUUGUUGUUGCCAUUAUUUUCACUUUUGCGUCGGCCUGCUACUUCUUCGCCGCUGUCAAGCAUCAGGAAUACCUUAAAACAUCGAUUAGCGUCACGGGCAACAACGAUGACUUGGAAUCACAAGUUGCUCACAACGUCGUUAGAAAUGUGUUGUAA